This is a messenger RNA of Oryza sativa Japonica Group (Japanese rice), 1378 nucleotides long. Its product is annotated as protein RGF1 INDUCIBLE TRANSCRIPTION FACTOR 1. NCBI's taxonomy places the organism in Eukaryota, Viridiplantae, Streptophyta, Magnoliopsida, Poales, Poaceae. The record is from RefSeq and is a predicted model, not a curated record.
ACUUUUCGUCUUUUGCCCCCCUUGGUCUACAAAAGACUUCACACUACAUACAUUCAGAAGUGCUUUCUUUCGCUUCGAGCCUCUUCCUCUCUUUUCUCUCGUCUCUUCCAUCCACAUUCUUCUCUCUCUCUCGAUUGCUUCGCACUGGGAAUGGCGAUAGACCAUGCGUCCCCUUUCUCGCUGAAGAACAGAGGCGACAUGGGAGGAAGGGGGUAUGAGGAGGAAGAGGUGGAGAACCAGCGGUGGCCGCCGUGGCUGAAGCCGCUGCUGUCGACGAGCUUCUUCGUGCAAUGCAGGAUCCACGCCGACGCGCACAAGAGCGAGUGCAACAUGUACUGCCUCGACUGCAUGAACGGCGCGCUCUGCUCCCUCUGCCUCUCCCACCACCGCGACCACCACGCCAUCCAGAUACGGAGGUCGUCGUACCACGACGUGAUCCGGGUGUCGGAGAUACAGAAGGUGCUGGACAUCACCGGCGUGCAGACGUACAUCAUCAACAGCGCCCGCGUGGUGUUCCUCAACGAGCGCCCCCAGCCGAGGCCCGGCAAGGGCGUCACCAACACCUGCGAGGUCUGCGAGCGCAGCCUCCUCGACUCCUUCCGCUUCUGCUCCCUCGGAUGCAAGAUUGUGGGUACGUCCGGUGGAUACCGCCCAAGGAAGAAGCACGGCGGGUGCGGCGGCGGCGGCGGCGGCGGCGACGGUGGCAAGAAGAAGAAGAAGAGGGCGGCGCUCAAGGACGCGCGGUACGAGUCCGAGGACUCGUGCACGAGCACCAGCGGCGGCAGCAGCGACAAGAGCAGCGUCGUGCAGAGCUUCACGCCGUUGACCCCGCCGCCGACCUCCGCCAGCUACCGCACCGGCAACAAGCGCCGCAAGGGCGUCCCGCACCGGUCCCCCUUCGGCAGCCUCAUCGUCGAGUUCUAGGGAGUCUCGACGCGUCCGCGCCUGAUCAACAUAGUGUACUGUACACAUGACAUAGCCAAACACAAUAACCGUGUGCCCCGGAAUGGCGGCGAGCCCGGCGCUUCCCUUCCCGGAGGCCGGCCGGCGUAAUGCCGGAGAAGGGCAAGAGCAGUAAGCCACGUCACAUACAUAUUAUAGCUUGUUUGUUACUUUUCAGCUUCGGUUUUUAGUUACAGUUCAGUUACUCCUAGUUAGUACCCAGUCAAGUCCAAGCACUGCUGGGUGCUUACGACUCGGUAACGGCAACUAAGUUUUGCAACCGUGUAAAAAUAUAGUAGCAGUAGUAGUAACCUCCAUAUUGUAGAUGUACAGAGCUGUGGUGGGGUAGGAGACAGUCACACAGUGGGAUAUUCAUAUGUGCAUUAUAUUACCCAUGUAAUAAAAAAAAAAGAGUUGCUGCUCCAAAUUACCCCGG